AUGGCCACCCCACGAGAGGAUACUUUGAAUAAGUUAGUCGAGGAACGCGGUCGCGUUAAAUCGUCGCUCACGCGAUUUAAGACAUGUUUCGAGACGCAGCGAGCAACCACCGGGGCUGCUGCAUUGGAGGAACGGUUGCACAGAAAUCUCCAUUUACUCGAUAGAUUUGAGUCGAUUCAGGAUCGCAUCGAUGCGAUCACCGCCGGGACACCGGAAGAACACACGCAAAAUCAAAUUCGCGAGGCGUUCGAAAACGCGUAUUUCGAUAUCAUAGGCGCGGUUCGCGAACAUGUUUCGGCUAAGCGUGCUCCGGUUCCGAAUCCGAGCUCUACCGCGCAACAGACGUUUCGUGUAGAUGCUGCAUCACCCACAGCCUCCGUAGCGGCACCCUCGGUUAGAUUGCCGUCAGUUCCGUUGCCCAGUUUUCACGGGACGGUCGGAGAAUGGGUCUAUUUUCGAGACAGCUUCGAAUCAUUGAUAAACCAAAAUACCGUGUUAAGCAAUAUCGAACGGUUUCACUAUUUGAGAUCAGCAGUAAAGGGAGACGCUGCUCGGGCAUUGAAAGCAUUACCGAUGUCAGAUGAAAACUACACGGCCGCGUGGAAGCUCUUGUGCGAGCGUUACGAAGACACAAAUGAAUUAAUCGAUUUCCACGUCGGUGCAUUGUUCGACUUGCCGACGUUGCCAAAGGACUCACCGGCGAGUCUGAGGCAACUUUUAGACGACUUUAACAACAAUUUAAAAUCCUUAACCUCGCUGGAGGAACCCGUCGAAAAAUGGGACACGAUCUUGGUCCAUUUAUUAGCGACCAAACUCGACCGGAAAACGAGCGAAGCGUGGGAUAAACGGGUCGCGGAAAUAGGCCGUAAGAAAACGUUGGCAGAUUUACAGACAUUUCUCGAAAAGCAGUACAAAAUCCUAAUAAAGUCAGUUCGAGUAAUACCUCCGGGUCCGUUCCCUCCGAAAAAUAGGAACCCAGGUCAGAAACCGCAACCUCACCCCAUGACGCUGGUUAGCAUGCAAAGUUUAGAAUGCCCAUUAUGUUCGUCGGAUCAUCCUCUCACACAAUGCAAACGGUUUAAAGCUUUGACUCCGUACGCUCGGUUUAUGAAGGUCAAAGAAUUCCGUAUUUGUUUUAAUUGCCUGCGACCAGGUCAUGGUUCAAACACCUGCAACAAGGGGAAUUGCCACAAAUGCAACGGCAACCAUCAUACGUUGAUUCAUUUAAAAAAUGACUCGACGCCUACCGUAGAUCCCGUGGUUGCAGAUCCCGUCGUUAGUAUAGCAAAUGUAGUAAAUAAUACGCCCCCUCAGAGUUAUGCAACUCAUGACUCGUCGGGAAAAGAGCAUGUUCUUUUAUCCACGGCUAUUAUACAUGUCCUCAACGACAAGGGACAAAAAUUUGAAUGUAGGGCGUUACUCGACCAAGGCUCGCAAGUAAAUAUCAUAAAAGAGUCAUUUGCGAAAUUUGUCGGCUUGAGUUGUAAACCGACCCAAUUAGCGAUCUCGGGGGUAGGGGCCGCGGACGCAGGUAAACGCGCUCAGGGUAAGGCUCGCGUUACAAUACAAUCGCGGCAAAACGGAUAUUCAACUACGAUGUCAUGCAUACUGAUGCAAAAGAUCACUUCCGAUAUUCCCAAUUUUAAAAUCGCCAAAUCAGCAUUGAACAUCCCUGCAAAUGUCAGAUUAGCAGAUCCAUCCUUUGACAAACCGCGUGAUGUAGACAUGCUAAUAGGGAAUGGGCAUUUGUGGGAGAUAAUGAGCGUAGGACAGAAACGCCUGGGACAGGGUCUUCCGGUAUUGCUCAAAUCCCAGUUCGGAUGGGUUUUCGGUGGGAAAAUUCGGGCGUCGCUCAACGCGGAGUCGCAGUCGUGCAAUGUAGUCACGAAUGAUCAAUUAAAUUCACAAUUAACUCGAUUUUGGGAUAUCGAACAAAUCCCAACACUCGGUCACCUUCCAGCUCACCCGUGCGAGGAGCAUUUUAAUGAGACGGUAAAGCGAGACUCCGACGGCCGGUUUAUUGUUACGAUUCCGUUUAACUCGGACCUGGCAAAGCUCGGCGAUUCAUAUUCCAUGGCGGAGCGUAGGUUCUUCGGCUUGGAAAGAAAAUUGAACAGGACACCUGUUCUGAAAGCAGAAUACGUGUCUUUUAUGAGCGAAUACCUCGCACUGGGUCAUAUGACUCAGGUAAGUCGGGACUCUCGAACGCAGGCCGGUCCUGCCUAUUACCUGCCACACCAUGCGGUGACAAAGGCAGCAAGCACAACGACCAAGAUGCGCGUUGUAUUUGACGGAUCCGCGAAAACCAGUUCCGGAUAUUCUUUAAAUGAUACUCAAGAGAUCGGUCCUGUUGUUCAGGACGAUCUAUUUUCCAUACUCAUUAGAUUCAGACAGCAUCAGAUUAUUUUGAGCGCCGACAUCGCCAAGAUGUAUCGGCAGAUUUUAGUCGCUCCCGAGCAGCGAGUUUUUCAACGGAUUCUAUGGCGCGAAGAACCUACGCUCCCAUUAGAAACGUACGAAUUGAAUACGGUUACAUACGGCACUGCGUCCGCGCCGUUUUUAGCGACCUGCGUCCUUCGGCAAAUUGGAUUGGAUCAGUCUCAUCUAGAUCCAGUAAUAAGUAAUAUCAUCAUCCACGACUUCUACGUGGAUGACUUGCUAACGGGCGCGGAAACAGUAGAACAAGCAAUAAAAAUUAAAGUAUCACUUGAGAAAAUAUUGCAAUCUUCAGGCCUACCACUUAGAAAGUGGGCCUCAAAUGUUCCGGCAGUGGUUCAAGAGGUUCUAACGGAAUCCAGAGAUCUGAAUUUACAAGCAGAAAAGGACCCAAAGACUCUUGGACUACUGUGGGAACCAUGCACCGAUGAGUUGCGAGUCAGUGUAGAAUCUCAACCAGUCUUACGGACUACGAAAAGAACAAUUCUAUCCGAAGUAUCCAAAAUUUUUGAUCCGCUUGGGUUAGUGGCGCCUGUCAUCAUCCAGGCAAAACUAAUUAUACAGUCGCUAUGGCAAUUAAAACUCUCAUGGGAUGAAUCCGUACCACAAGCGAUUCAUUCCGAGUUCCAUGAUUUUUAUGCGGACCUCAGGUCAUUAACACGGCUCGCAAUUCCUCGGUGCGUAUUGUGCCCGAAUCCUGUGCAGGUAGAGAUGCAUGGGUUUUGCGAUGCCUCCGAACGGGCAUUUGGGGCGUGCAUCUACCUGCGCACGAUUUCAGAAACGGGCAAAGCAUUGACACAGCUCCUCUGCGCAAAGACACGCGUGGCACCGCUUAAAACAAUAAGCCUUCCUCGCUUGGAAUUAUGUGGUGCAUUAUUACUAGCGCAACUUGUGAAUAAGGUUCGAGUAGCGUCCCGCAGUCAAAAGGUCCAAGAAUUCUAUUGGACCGAUUCAAUGAUAGCACUAGCGUGGAUCAAGGGGUCCCCGAACCGAUGGAAAACCUUUGUAGCGAACAGGGUUUCUGAAAUUCAAACACUUUCGACGGGACCAUGGAACCACGUACUUUCUGGGGACAACCCAGCUGAUUUAUUGUCGCGGGGAGUCAAGCCUUCCGCUUUGGACAAGCUAUCUUUUUGGUGGAACGGUCCAUCAUGGCUCGCACAGCCAUCAACGGAAUGGCCAAUCACUGGGUCUAUCCCAGCAGAAGUUCCUGAAGAAAGGGCCAUUUCUUGUAUUGUAAUAAGGGAAAUCGCAUCCCAAAUAAAACAUAGAGUGAGUCUUCGUAACAAUCGCACCACUCGCCCGUGGAGCACUCAAUUGACGGUGCAGGAUCUUGAUCUUGCAGAGGUAGUCAUCCUCCGAUUAGUACAAGGUAAUGCAUUUACGCAAGAACUGUCUGACUUGCGUAAAAACCAAACAGUGACAUCCAAUAGCCCGCUGCGGUCAUUAAACCCAUUUAUUGACGACAAGGGGCUCAUUAGGGUGGGCGGUAGGCUUGCCAAUGCGGAGCUAAAAUACUACCAACAACACCAAGUGAUUCUACCGAAGAAUCACCAUGUCACGCGAAUGAUUAUUCGUCGUGCACAUGAACGCGUUUUACAUGCCGGUUGCGAAACGGUAUUAUCAAUGGUUCGAACGCGGUAUUGGCCAUUGACGGGACGCAAUCUGACCAAGGGGAUAAUCCGAACCUGCGUUAAAUGUAAUAGAGCUGCGCCAAAGGGUACCAGCUACCUGAUGGGGCAGUUGCCUGCACCGAGAAUACGAAUAAGACCGCCGUUCUUUUCUACCGGUGUCGAUUACGCGGGUCCUUUCUACCUGAAAGAAAGGGUCCGUAGCAAGACGACGACUAAAGCCUACCUUUGCGUGUUUAUUUGCUUAGCCACAAAGGCCGUCCAUUUAGAAGUAGCUUCAGAUUUAUCGACGGAUGCCUUUUUAAAUGCGUUGAAACGGUUUGUUGCGCGAAGAGGCCGGUGUCGCGAAAUAUAUUCAGACAACGGCACCAAUUUUGUAGGAGCACGCAAUGAAAUGCAGAGAAUCAAAGAGUUCUUUGCAGACCAAAAACGAAGGGAUACCCUCUCUGAAUUUACGGUCACUGAGGGUAUGCAGUGGCAUUUUAUCCCACCAUACUCUCCACAUUUCGGGGGAUUGUGGGAGAGCUGCGUGAAGUCCGCGAAACGGCUUUUGACUCGAGUCGUUGGGGAAACUCGGCUAACAUUUGAAGAACUGGCCACUGUUCUGGCGCAGAUAGAGGCGUGUUUGAAUUCUCGGCCACUAUGUCCUGUAUCAACCGAUCCCACAGAUCUGAAUCCCCUCACUCCUGGUCACUUCCUCACCGGCAGCCCACUCAUGGACCUUCCAUAUCCUGACGUCACUGACGUCAAACCUACUCGUUUAAGUCGGUUUCAGCUACUCCAAGCAAUGUCGCAGCACUUUUGGAAACGGUGGCAGUUGGAAUACCUCCAUCAGCUGCAACAGCGACAUAAAUGGAAAAUCGCUGUACCAGAAGGAUUCGGAGUGGGCACGAUGGUCGUCAUCAAAGACGCUAGUCUCCCUCCUCUAAGAUGGAAACUAGGAAGAAUCACGGCUCUACACCCAGGCACUGACCAGAUCACCAGAGUCGUUUCCAUCCGGACAGCCGAUGGAGUCAUAAAGCGACCUGUGGCAAAAAUUUGCAUUUUGCCUACGGAGGAUGAAAGUUCAUCCCCAAAGGAUCAGCCUGGAUCGAGUGUUAAUCGUGACACAAAAAAAAAAUGA
Molecule: messenger RNA, 5190 nt
Organism: Colletes gigas
Lineage: Eukaryota; Metazoa; Arthropoda; Insecta; Hymenoptera; Colletidae
Exons: 2
Coding region: 1-5190 (1729 amino acids)
Biological process (GO): DNA integration
Molecular function (GO): nucleic acid binding
Source: RefSeq, a predicted model, not a curated record